Ambispora gerdemannii is the source of this 2163-nucleotide messenger RNA. The record is from the annotation of a GenBank genome assembly. Lineage: Eukaryota; Fungi; Glomeromycota; Glomeromycetes; Archaeosporales; Ambisporaceae.
AUGGCCGAAUUUUGUACUUGUGGUUGGGGCAAAGACUUGAAGGAUCUUCAUAGAUCCAAAGAUUAUAUUAUCAAAUUACAAGACCAAAAAAUACAAGAACUCGAACUCGAAAUACAACAAACUCGCAAAGAAACAAAAAAAGUGUUCGAUGAAGCAAAUUUUGUGCGAGAAAAAAUUGAGAAUAUGACGAUAAGUAACGUCAGCGAUCGUGUAAAAGGUGUUGAUAUGUUACCUCGUCGAGUUUUCUUUGGAAUGGAGCAAGUUAUUGAUCGACGUAUACUCAAACACGGAGUCGAGGAAUACUUUGGCCCAGUUGAAAAAUUGAAUAUACUCUCAACUCAAAAAAGUGGAUUCAUAACAUUCGAGUCGCCGAAUUCAUAUUUCAAUGCAAUAGAUACUGAUACGGUUCACAUCGAGGGGAUACGCGUGUAUUUCUCCAAGUUUUCUUCUCGUUCUCGUUCACUUUCUUUUCUUAAAACAGUUGAAGGACUUGAAAGAUACAAUACAAUGAAUGAUACUGAAACCGCAUCGACCAAAGUUUAUAAUAAUAUGCCCAGAAUUGUAUUUAUAUUAGGAGUUUUUUUAAUUCCCAUCCUGGCCUUAGUUUCUUCUUCGUUGGCAUUCCCAACAGCUCAAGAUACUUUAUCGAAUACUCCCAUAAUAACAAUAUCUGGGAUUAAUAACAAAGAGAACUCUGAAUUUUCCAACACAACUGAAUCUGGAAACUCUGGAAUUUCCAAUUCAUCUUUGAAUGCUAAAGACCCUAUAUUGUCCAGCACUGAAGUUUUGGAUUCAAAUGGUCAAAAAUUAAAAAAUGACCUCGUAACGGGUGCACCUACAGCUUUAUAUGAUCAAGGCAAUCAAUAUCGCGAAUCAGCGGUACGCGGGCAAGAUUAUGCUCAAUUCUAUAUGGUGACAAUAUCCGGAUUAAGUGCUGCAUCAAUUUCGCAAUGCUCUAAUUUAUAUAUGAUGUAUCGAAUUCUUAGCAGGCCUGAUUGGUACGAUUCUUGGAACCACAGAUUUCCUUUUUAUCUCGCAAUACAAGAUACAUUUUUUAAUUUGAACAUGAUUUCCGAAUGGAUCGAAAUUAUAUCAACACAAAAUUUUCCCACGAAACUCGUGUGUAAAUUCCAAGGUGGCUUCCUGAAUUUUGCGAUUGCCUGGAACAUAAUGCUGGUCACGUGUACCGCAAUCACUGCAUAUAUUAAAGUGUAUCGAGAAAGACAAGUGGAAUUUGGACGAUUUGAUUGGAAAUUCCAUUUCGUGUGUUUAACUGCUCCUUGUCUCAUUAUUGGUGCUGGUAUAUUGAGUGAUGCAUAUGGAACGAGUACUUAUUGGUGUCAAAUUAAUGUUGCUUCGUUAUCAGGGCGUAUAAAUAUGUUGGCGUUGAGUGGGAUCGUCAUUGCAUGUACAUUUGUCACAGCAUAUUGUUACAUUAAAGUAAUCACGAAGAUCCGAGCAUCAUUUGCAAAAUUACAAUCAAUGCGUAGCAAUACAAUUCCGACGAAUCCAAUUGAAUUCCAAGAUCGAUGUUCCGCGUACUCGAUGACAGACGUGGGUCAAAAUUCAAUGGCUGAUUCUAAUAACAAAAGAUUUUCUGAAUUUUAUCAAGCGAUGAAUAAUAGAAAGAAUAGUGUCACCACUCUUCGGGGUAAUAAUAAUGGUGGUCCGUCGAAUAUGAUGGCUAUGCCACAUGAUCAUUCUUUUGGGUGGGAAGAUGAAGCGAUUGGAAAAAUGUUUAGUUAUAUUCUAGUUUUUGUUUGUCAAUGGGGACCCGGAGUACUAGCAUACAUACUAAUAUUCAACGGUUGCAACAACAUAAUCAGCAACACCAUGAUGGUUCUCUUUGUACAUCUUGGCGGAUUCUUUAAUGCGAUCGUAUAUCUUCGACAGCACGGAUACUUUACUCCCCGGAUACGUCCCGAUAAUCCAGCAAAUUCAAGUGACAGCUCUAUAAACAUAGGCACAGCCACACUAAAUACUUCUUCCUCCUCGUUUCAGGACUCUUCGAAAAACACCAAAGUUCCCUCGAAUCGAAAAUCUUUAUGUGUACCUGGAACAAAUAAUUCAUCGAGAGAUAUUGUUGCUCGUAGUAGAAGUCGAGAACAUUCCUCGACGGAUGAUGCAAGGUCGAUUUUCACGGUUGAAGAAAUUGAGUUAUGA